Triplophysa rosa is the source of this 1190-nucleotide messenger RNA. Its product is annotated as pancreatic secretory granule membrane major glycoprotein GP2-like. NCBI's taxonomy places the organism in Eukaryota, Metazoa, Chordata, Actinopteri, Cypriniformes, Nemacheilidae. The transcript is spliced from 7 exons. The record is from RefSeq and is a predicted model, not a curated record. The coding region runs from base 1 to 1068 and encodes 355 amino acids.
AUGUUAACCAUAACAGACCCCUGUGCUGAGGUCAAUUGUACUGAUGGAGAAUGGUGUGGAGAGAAAGACGGAAUCUACGGCUGUUUGUGUAGCCAUCCCAAAUCUAAUCCUGACUCUUACGAUUCCGUUGAAAUUUGCGAGAGCAGUUCUGGCUUUUUCUCUCUGUCCCGUUGUCAGCUUUUUGAGGAUGGUUUUUCUACUGAAGUCUUGCACCUCCGUGAUCCUAGUUGCAAAGGAACGGUCCAAGAUGGCAGAGUGGAGUUUCGUUUUGAUAACAAUAAUUUGUGUGGUACAAAUCUUGUGGCGAAUGGCACCCACUUCAUCUAUGAGAAUGUUAUUUUGGGGAAUGUGAAAUCAACUCAACUCAGCAGCAGGAAGAGUUAUCUGAAUUUGACUUUUUCCUGUAUAUAUUCUCAAACGCAAACCUUUUCCAUGAAUGCACAAAUCAACCCUCUGGAGAGCUAUUUGCACAAGACGAUUCCUGCAGGUCAAGGCACAUAUAGGGUCAGGAUGGUUCCAUAUCAGGAUCCGCAAUUCUCUCAACCCUUUAAUGGCAGUGUGAACAUUGAGGUGAACCAGCUGGUUUUUGUGGAAAUUAAUGUUGAUGAAAUUGAUGGGCAACAGUUUGCAUUGCUAAUCGACACAUGUUGGGCAACUCCUGUGAAUGACCCUCUUUAUCAUGUCCGAUGGGACCUGAUUAUUGGAGAGUGCCCUAAUUCAAAAGAUGGCACAGUUGAUCUGGUGCAGAAUGGUGUGUCCACAUCAAGCCGUUUCUCCUUCAGGAUGUUUACCUUCACUGAAACUUCUGAAAUCAUCUUCUUGCAUUGUUCCAUUCACCUUUGCCUUUUAAAGGACAAUGACUGCUCAGCGCACUGUGCGUCUUAUAGAAGACGGAGGUCUGUGGAUUUCUAUGAUAGCUCGUCCAUAUCUAUGGGUCCUCUGAAGUGGCCUUUAAAGACAACAGACACAUGGGUGACAGACCGAGUGGAUGUAUCUAGAGCCUCAGCUCUUUGUGGUUCUUUGGUGGCUUUGUUUAUCUUUGUCUUUAGCAUCCAUAACCUCUUAUAGUACAUUUGAACAACAAUAGAAAAUAUUUAAUAGAUUUGCUUAAAAUUCUACACUUUAAAUAUUCCUAAUUGUAAUGGGGCCUGAAAAUCACUUGACAUUGUUAAAUCCCCUUCCCACAUUUC